Molecule: messenger RNA, 870 nt
Organism: Xiphophorus hellerii (green swordtail)
Lineage: Eukaryota; Metazoa; Chordata; Actinopteri; Cyprinodontiformes; Poeciliidae
Gene: mrpl27
Product: mitochondrial ribosomal protein L27
Exons: 4
Coding region: 59-517 (152 amino acids)
Biological process (GO): translation
Cellular component (GO): ribosome; mitochondrial large ribosomal subunit
Molecular function (GO): structural constituent of ribosome
Source: RefSeq, a predicted model, not a curated record
CAAGGUACCUGAACGCAGCAGAAGGAUACGGAUAUGUCGCGAAGGAUGUUGCGUAUUGAUGACACGAUUCAAAAUGGCGGCGCUGGCGUCCUUGAUGCUGAAGUCCAGAGCAGGUCUUCUGGUUUCCAGUGAGUCCUAUUUGCUGGACUCGGUGAGGUUUGCGUCCAAGAAGGCCGGAGGCAGCUCAAAAAACCUCGGAGGGAAGAGCCCCGGCCGGAGGUUUGGUUUUAAGAAAGUGGAUGGUAACUUUGUACAUGCUGGGAACAUCCUUGCAACACAGAGGAAGUUGAGGUAUCACCCUGGAGCACAUGUUGGCCUGGGAACCAACAACACCCUCUUCGCACUGGAGGACGGCCACGUCAGGUUCACCAAGGAGGUCUACAUCCCACCGCCCCGAAACCCCGAGGUCACCCGCGUCAUCACCAAGCUGCCUAAAGGAGCCGUGCUCUACAAGACCUUCAUCAACGUGAUGCCGGUGAAACAGGAGGGCAAAUUCAAACUAGUGGACCUGGUCUGAAAGAGCUGGAGUGCAACGAGGACUUCGUAUUUUUCUUUUGGGCAGAGCAACAGAAAACCGAAAAGUCAGUGGACUGAACUGACUCCUAACCUGGCUGCUGAUUAUACUGACGGCUCCAUUCUGACUCCUCAGAAAGCUGAACAUGAUUAACGGAGCCUUCUUCAGUGUCGCUUUGAUACAUUUCCUGUUGCAUUCAGAACUAAUUCUCAUUAAAGAAAAUGAAGUCAGUCUGUCACUAAUGUAUUUAUAAUAGUUCCUGAAAAUCACAGAUUGUUGUGCAUGAGAUAGAUUAGUUAGAUGACACAGCUGAUCAUCUUCUGUAAUAAAGUUUAAGUAAAAGUCUUAAUGCUGAA